Messenger RNA from Aureobasidium vineae, 1752 nucleotides. Lineage: Eukaryota; Fungi; Ascomycota; Dothideomycetes; Dothideales; Saccotheciaceae. The record is from the annotation of a GenBank genome assembly.
AUGCCCGCUCCUCUGGCCGUGUCACUGCCAACAUGGGCCGCCAACGUAGGCUACGAAGAAGGCCAGAAAUGGGUCAUGGACAAGAUGAAGUGCGGCUAUCCUCGUUUUUUCAUCCACAAGAGCAUCGACCGUCUUGCCACCGAAAUCGUCAAGCGUCACGGCAAUCCCUCCCAAAAGUGCAUGCUCUUCCCCACCCACAAGGUCGCCAAUCGUCUGCUCGAGUUUAUGCACCGCAUCGCUCCCGAAUCUCAAGGCACCGCUCGCAUCAUCGACUUUGUGCCGAACCCCAAGACCGAAUGUCACGACGAGUCACAGCACGUCCUGCCUCGUCUAUCCGCCGUCUUAUACCCCGCCGAACUCUGGCCUGUUGCGAAGCAAGUAUGGCAACAUAGUGGAGAUGGUGUGUCCAGCAGGAGAGCCGAGUUUGUCGAAAAGCAUCUCCUCGACGGUACCAUGGUCGAUAAGGCCUCCAUAUACGACAAGCCGCGUAAGGGCCCUCGCCGAUACCAGCGCCAAAUGUCAAUUGACACACCCCAUCAAUCUCCAACCUCGGAAACCGACGACAAGGACGGCACCGACCCAUCUGCUUUUGUCGAAGAGAGAUUUGGUCGCAACUUGAACGUCCAAUUCGCCGAGCAAGCAAAGCUCGCCAUCCGCCGCCGAAUCGCUGGUUCUCUGACUUCAGACGCCGAUCUGAAGGAUGCUCUGAAGCACCCCGAAGAUGUCGAACGUACUCGAAGUGCGGAAGGCUUCUCUGUUGACGAUGUCUUCCUCUACCCCACCGGCAUGAGUUCUAUCUUCAACACACACCGCAGCAUGAUGGCAAUUCGUCCCAAGAACAAGAGCAUCAGUUUUGGCUUCCCAUACGUUGACACCCUGAAGAUUCUAGAGAAGUGGGGUCCCGGUGCUCUCUUCUACGGAAACGGUGAACAAGAAGAUCUGGACGAUCUGGAAAAGCGUCUCGAAUCCGGAGAGCGCUUCCUUGGCUUCUUCUGCGAAUUUCCCAGCAAUCCUCUGCUAAAGUGUCCCGAUCUAAAACGUAUCCGUCAGUUGGCCGACAAGUACGACUUUGCCGUUAUCAUCGACGAGACAAUCGGAAACUUCCUGAACGUCCACGUGCUGCCAUACGCCGAUGUGGUGGUGAGCAGUUUGACCAAGGUUUUCUCCGGCGACAGCAACGUCAUGGGAGGAUCGGCCAUCUUGAAUCCCGCAGGGCGUUACUACAACACUCUCAAGAAGUACAUGGCUCAAGACUAUGAAGACAACUUUUUCGAGGAGGACGCCAUGUUUUUGGAGCGCAACAGCAGAGACUUUGUGUCUCGUAUUGCUCGUAUCAACGCUAACGCCGAAACCAUCUGCGACAUCUUGAUUCAGCACCCUCGUAUCAAGCAAGUCAACUACCCGAAGCACUCGCCAUCCAGAAAGUACUACGAUGCUUGCAGGUUGCCGAACGGUGGUUACGGAGGUUUGCUGUCCGCAACCUUCUACUCCAUGGAUGAUGCCAUGGUGUUCUACGACAACCUCAACACUGCAAAGGGUCCUUCAUUGGGAACCAACUUCACACUGAGCUCUCCCUACGCGCUACUGGCACAUUAUACAGAGCUUGACUGGGCCGCAACUUUUGGUGUCGAAGCAAACCUGGUGCGCUUCAGCGUCGGUCUUGAGGAGACUGAGGCCCUGAAGAAGGUCUUCAAGACCGCACUCGACGCUAUGCUACAGAACGAGACGAACGGUAACGGAGUCACGGCAUAG